AUGACGGACCGGCUACACACUCCACCCGAUUCACGGGUGAUGCAAAACCAGCCGACCUCCCUCGACCUUGAUGGCGAGGAAGUGGCAGCAGACGUUGAUGAGCCCCCUGACGAAACACUGCAAAUUACCCCUCGGCCGAAUCACCACCUACACGAAGUCAAGGAGUUCCAGAAGAGCGAAACGCGGGGCUGUACGGCGCAGAAGUCCUUAUUGACUCGCAUUCUCCACGAACCCGAAUCCCAGGACGAUUACGAUCCUCCGGCUGCGCGAUUCACCACCCUCACUCGCGGCUUGUCGCAGGUGUCGAAUUGGAGUAAUCCGAGCACGACGUCAACGGCAGAGUUGACGAGUGACGGGAACCUGACAUCUCCUGGGUCUCGUGCAAACACCCCGAGCCCCCCAAUCCCCACUCUGAACGUCCAUGCACUCCCUGGUUCGACGAAACAGAUCCGCCACGAACAUAUCACGGUCAACGACCAUCGCGGGGGGCCCAUCCUGUUACCUUCGAAUCGUGUCCGCAUCGCUGAUGACAGCGAGGAGAAGGUGGCUGCAGGACUUGGACGAAGACGGUGCAUCAAAUUCGCAUGUGGAAAGAAUGAUGCCCCGAAGGUCGAAGCAAAUGUUGUAGCGACGGAGUCGGGAGCAAAAAGCGAACUUCAUCAUCCGCAACCACGCAAACCAAGUACGAUCCGAUUCGGCGCAUGCCCGAUUCGCGACACCAAGCCAGCCGCAACCGAAUCGAAACCUCCCCAACGUCGUCUGCCCAGCCCCCCACCGCCACCGUCAUCCCGUCGUCGCAUCGCGUCUAAGGAGAAGGAUGGUGAACGAUCACAUCGCGGCUCCGACGCGACUGUGACGGGCGUAUCACCUCAGACGAGUCGCAAGCCUACGCCACUUGCCUUGCAGCCUAAACCAGGUCACGAGUUCAGCGAAGACAACACUUCGGAUUUGAAUCGAUCGGAGGCUUGCCGGUUUCAUGAGUUCGCUAGCUCAGAUGACGAAGUGGAUGACUGGGCGCAGGAAUCGACAUGCCAUCGCAGACCGUUGACGGUCAAUGACACUCUGAAAGUCGAAAAUGGCUUCAGGAGGAUUAUUGAGGAAGUCGAGGAAGAAGAAGACGAGGAUGACGAGGAGGAACUGGAUGAAGAUGAGGAUGGAGACGAUGACGAGGAUGACGAUGAAGCCGAUGCUGUUAUCAGCUCGUAUGACGACUCCGACUCGGAUGAUGGGUUCAAGUCCGACGAUGAGCACGGUUUCGCGUCGGAGGACGAUGAUACGGUUAGCGAAGCCGGCUCUGAUUUUGCUUGGUGGAACCCAGGUCGCACUACGGCGUCAACAUCGGUAGUGGAGCAUCCUCCGACCGCAUUUGACAGGCGUACGGGCAGCGUUUCCGCAUCAUCCAUAUCGUCACGCCCUGUCUCCCCGACCGUGAUGCCAAACCACAGGCAUAAGAAGGCAAUCUCUAUUCGUCCCACGUCUCCCGAGCUUCCUGAUUCAACCGAUUUCGUCUGCGGCACCCUCGACGAAGACCGCCCCCUUGAAGAGCGUUAUUUGGAGCAUCUCCGGAAGUCUCACCGGGCUUCUGCCGUCGAUAUUGACCCAACGUUCCCCACUUCAGAUCCGGAACUAGACGAGUCCGACAAUGAGGACAUUAGAUCUGCCCCUGAUGAAUCCGAUGCUUGGGUUCAGGGUGCCAUGGACGACAUCGACUCUCACUCUCCGCACAGGAAGGCGUACCAGAUGAACAAGAAGGGGUCACGACGGUCUCCACCACCGCCUCCUCGUCGUGGGCGUUCUCCUCCACCGGCGAAGCGAACCACCACUGGGCAACAUCAUCGCUCCCCGCCGCCACCCCGCAAACUCUUCGGCCACUCUCCCCGCCGUCUCCACUCCCCGCCUCCCCACCGUCUUCGCAGCCCACCCCCGACCCGGCGUGGCUCGCUGAACAAGGUCCCCCAAUAUAACCUGGGGGCCGACGCUCUGCAGAUCCCGGGCACGCCAUCCGUCCUGGGUGAACGCAAAGUGACUUACGCUAGCUCUCUCCCCCGUCGCUUGUACUACGGUCCAAGGGCGUUCCCCUUCGCAGAAGCAGCCAGCCGACGCGUCCUCACCCCGGCCAUCGAAGUGGAUGACCCCGACGAGGAUGGCGACGGCGAGGUCGACGACGCACACGACACAUCCCGCAAGCGCGCCGUCGUGACCCGCCGCCCGGCCAUCGACAUCGUCAAGGGACUGGAAGCCAAGCGCGCCCGCCGUCGCGAAAAACUGCUGCAGAAGUGGCAGAACCGUCCGGAGAAGGAGAAGGAGAAGGACCGCGAGCGGGAGCGGAAGCUGUGCCAGGGCCGUGGCGUGGAGCGGAUGCGCGCUGUGGGGCUGGGGUGCAUGGGGAAGAAGGGCGCGUGGUUCAACGGGUUCAACGGCCUGCAGCAAGUAUGGGAGAAGGAGGGCGACGGGUUCGUGAUGUCGGUCUAG
Molecule: messenger RNA, 2472 nt
Organism: Eremomyces bilateralis CBS 781.70
Lineage: Eukaryota; Fungi; Ascomycota; Dothideomycetes; Eremomycetales; Eremomycetaceae
Exons: 1
Coding region: 1-2472 (823 amino acids)
Source: RefSeq, a predicted model, not a curated record